Phialemonium atrogriseum is the source of this 2137-nucleotide messenger RNA. RefSeq names its product organic solute transporter Ostalpha-domain-containing protein. The record is from RefSeq and is a predicted model, not a curated record. Gene Ontology annotation, molecular function: transporter activity. Gene Ontology annotation, cellular component: membrane. Gene Ontology annotation, biological process: transport. Bases 151 to 1926 code for a protein of 591 amino acids. The transcript is spliced from 6 exons. Lineage: Eukaryota; Fungi; Ascomycota; Sordariomycetes; Cephalothecales; Cephalothecaceae.
CGUAAUAGCUGAGGUGGACAUUUAUUGCUGUUGCUCUCCAAAUCCCAUCCCUAGACCUCGCGCGAUGCUCUAAGCAGCAGAGAAUCGUCAUUCUCGCCCGAGAUUCUGCUUCUUAACCUGCUCAGCCGCGUGCUGGCUGAUGGGGAGAAAAUGACUGGAGGCACGGGUCAGAAGUUCACUUCGGCGACCACUGUGAUCGCGGGUGUCGCGUCCCUCGCCGCGACACUGCUCUCCAUAGUGUCGAUAUGGUUUCAGCUGAAAAACUACCGGAAGCCGGUGUUCCAGCGAUAUGUCGUACGGAUCCUUCUAAUGGUACCGAUAUACUCGGUUUCCUCGUGGUCGAGUAUCGUAUCCAUAAGGCUGGCGUUCUGGUUCACCCCUAUUAGGGACAUCUAUGAGGCCUUCACCAUCUACACCUUCUUCCAGUUGUUGAUCAACUACCUUGGCGGCGAGCGGGCUCUGAUCAUCAUGACCCACGGUCGAGAACCGGUGCAGCACCUUUGGCCGCUCAACCAUGUCCUCCCUCGCGUCGAUAUAUCCGAUCCCCACACCUUCCUCGCCAUCAAGCGCGGCAUCCUGCAGUACGCCUGGCUGAAGCCGAUCCUCAGCCUGGCCGCCAUCAUUAUGAAGGCGACUGGGACAUACCAGGAGGGCUAUAUUAGCCUCGAUUCCGGCUACUUCUGGAGCGGCAUCAUCUACAACCUCAGUGUCACCGUGAGUCUGUAUGCGCUGGGUCUUUUCUGGGUGUGUAUGCACAACGACUUGAAGCCCUUCCGGCCGGUUCCAAAGUUCCUCUGCAUCAAGUUGAUCAUCUUCGCCUCGUACUGGCAAGGUUUCUUUCUCUCCAUCCUCGUCUGGCUCGGUGCCAUCCCCGACGAUGUCCAAGGGUACACUCCGGACAACUUGGCCGCUGCCAUUCAGGACUUCCUGAUCUGCCUCGAGAUGCCGGGGUUCGCCAUUGCGCACUGGCACGCCUUCUCUUGGCAUGACUUUGCCGACAAUCGGAUCUCGUCGGCCAGAAUGCCGGUGUGGUAUGCCAUGAGGGAUGCCUUUGGGAUCAGGGACCUCAUUGAGGACUCCAAGGAGACGUUCAAGGGCGACAAGUACGGAUACCGCAUAUUCGACUCGGGGGACAAGAUCAUGGCCCACGAAGCCUCUCGGUCGAGACUGGCGAGGAUCAAGGACGGCAUGCGAUACGAGCGAGGAGGCAAGGGGAAAUACUGGAUCCCAACGCCGAACGAGAUCAACCAGACCACGCCGCUCCUCGGCGCGAAUGGCGGGCCUAGCAGCAGGAGAAACGAGCUACUCUCUCCGCAUGGCGAUAGUCCCGAAGAUCCUAUUCUGGAUCAGGACGAGGAGCUGCUUUAUGCCAAGGCCAGGAAGCUGGAAUAUGGCGAUUGGAAUUACCCCGUCGUCACAGCGAAUGAGCCUCUGCGGGACCGGUACCACUCCCCACACCCGUUCUAUCAAGCAAGCCCGACAAACAGCUUCUACCGACAGACGGAAUCGACCCCCGUCCCCUCUCUCAAUCCCUCCGCGCCACUGGAUAGACGGAAGAAGCUGGCUCCCGAGGGGCUUCAAGUGGCUGCUGAAAGGAAGAAAGGCAAACAGAAGCAACGGUCCGACGCCGGGGAAGCCGGCUCAAGCCAAGGAGCUGGCAAGGAUCCGCUGGAGAUAGCGUACGGGCCUAUCGUGGGCACAGAUCCCGUCAUAACGGAGGACGACUUCGAAGUCGACACCGCGGGCGGUAUGCAUCAUCCCCAGCCAGCAAUGGAUCGAUCAGGAGAAUCAUCACCAGGUCACGGAACCCCUGUCGGGGAGGAGGCUGGCCAGGAUGAGAGGUCGAGCGAGCAUGGGAGCGAACCUUCACCGACGUUCUCAAUCGGUGGUGACGAGGAUGAGUUCAGAAACGUCUGGGGCAAGUAGACGCUGCGGGGGGGAGUGGGGGGACGACAUGCCCCCAUUAUGUCACAAUGGGAGUAACAAGAUACCCACAGUCUGUCAUCAUAAUAUAGAUGGCCAUAUCAUGGCGUUGUUGGAGUUGGCUUCAGCAUUUGCCCCGGUUUGGGGUAUAUACAUAUAGAAAUAAAUGCAUUGUAUACUCUAGGGCAAUAUCUUGAUGAGCUUUUCUUCCCAG